Molecule: messenger RNA, 813 nt
Organism: Onychomys torridus (southern grasshopper mouse)
Lineage: Eukaryota; Metazoa; Chordata; Mammalia; Rodentia; Cricetidae
Gene: Morn2
Product: MORN repeat containing 2
Exons: 4
Coding region: 30-692 (220 amino acids)
Source: RefSeq, a predicted model, not a curated record
GGGACACACCGGGGCAGGACGGUCCUGGGAUGCGAUCGCUGGAGCGGGGAGGCGGGGAGGCGAGCCUGGCCACCCGGACCCCGCGCGGCCCCGCACACGCCACGUCAGGCCGUACCUGGCUUGCAGCGUCGCCGGCCGCGGCACUCAGGAGGCGGCACCCAGGGUCGGGGUCCGAGCUGGGCUCGGCCUCCCUCUCCGACCUCACCCGCAGCCGCCGCCCCGCCCAAGCGUCUUCGGAUUGGUUCCCGGCGUGUUCGCUUCCGGGUGAGAGGUCGCCCGGUCGCCCCGGCAACCGAGCCCCGCUCCGUCCUAGCGCCCAGCUCCCUGCCAGGCCGCAGAGCUGGCGAGCCAGGGGGAAUCGCAGAGUCGCGACAGUCUGUCCAACCCGUCUCCGUCAACAUCUUCAGAAGUGUAUAAGAUCAAGUUUAUAUUUCCAAAUGGCGACAAGUAUGAUGAAUGGCUUUGGAAGACUUGAGCAUUUUUCAGGAGCCGUGUAUGAAGGACAAUUUAAGAACAAUAUGUUUCAUGGACUGGGGACUUACACAUUUCCAACUGGGGCAAAGUACACUGGAAAUUUCAAUGAAAAUAGGGUGGAAGGUGAGGGGGAGUACACGGAUAUCCAAGGCCUGCAGUGGAGUGGUAACUUCCACUUCACAGCUGCUCCCGGCCUGAGACUAAAGCUCUACAUGUAGAUCUGCUUGCCUUAGUGCCGUCGAGGCCACUGCAACUCCCCCGCUGGCAAAGCCACUACACCUUCAGCUGAAAUGCCCUGCACCCUCUGUAAGUUCACCAAUAAAACUGCCAUUCACUUAU